Gastrolobium bilobum is the source of this 1095-nucleotide messenger RNA. RefSeq lists its product as uncharacterized. Lineage: Eukaryota; Viridiplantae; Streptophyta; Magnoliopsida; Fabales; Fabaceae. The transcript is spliced from 2 exons. Gene Ontology annotation, molecular function: nucleotide binding. The coding region runs from base 1 to 1095 and encodes 364 amino acids. The record is from RefSeq and is a predicted model, not a curated record.
AUGGCCAAUGAAACGACGGUGCGUUUUGGUAUUCUGGGCUGUGCUCACAUCUCCAUCAAGCUCUGCAAAGCCAUUAGCAAAGCACCAAACGCCACUCUCCAAGCCAUAGGAAGCCGUUCCCUCGAUAAGGCGGCGGCUUUCGCGGCGGAGAACAGCUUGCCUACUGCAGUUAGGGUUUAUGGAAGCUAUGAGGCUGUAAUUGAAGAUGAUGAGGUGGACGCCGUGUACAUCCCUCUUCCGACGGGCCUGCACGUGACAUGGGCGGUUAAGGCCGCGGAGAGGGGAAAGCACGUGCUGCUGGAGAAGCCGGUGGCUAUGAACGUGGCGGAGCUUGACCGGAUUCUUGAGGCUUGCGAGGCUCGUGGGGUGCAGUUCAUGGACGGCACCAUGUGGGUGCACCACCCUCGAACGGCUAAAAUGAAGGAGGCUUUGUCUGAUGAACAACGUUUUGGUCAACUCAAAUGGAUACACAGUUGCAUCACAUACAACCCUGGCCCUGAGUUUCUGAAGAACAGCAUUCGUGUGAAGCCAGAUUUAGACGGUCUUGGUGCCCUUGGUGACAUUGGUUGGUACUGCAUCGGAGCUAUAUUGUGGACUGUGGACUAUGAAUUACCAAAAUCAGUGCUUGCAUUCCCAGGAGCCACUCUCAAUGAAGCUGGUGUAAUAAUCUCAUGUGGCUCCUCUUUGCACUGGGAAGAUGGAAGAUCUGCAACCUUUUACUGUUCUUUCUUAACCUACUUAACCUUUGAUGUAACAGUUUUGGGCACAAAAGGGUGUGUUCGUCUCCAUGACUUUACUCUUCCAUUUGAAGAAACCUUUGGGUAUGGCACUUUCUCAGAGGCCUCAGAGUUGGAUUAUGGAAAGAUUGAACAAGGAAGGUGGUGUCCAAAACCAAAUGAGCAUGUUGUAGAAACAGAGUUUUCUCAAGAUGUUUUGAUGGUUAAGGAGUUUUCUGAUUUGGUUGGAAAGGUGAAGUGCUAUGAAAUGAAGCCUGAGAAGGCAUGGCAAGUGAUGAGUAGAAAGACUCAGCUAGUGUUGGAUGCAGUGAAGGAAUCCAUUGGGAAAGGUUACCAGCCUGUUGAAAUCCUAACUUAG